AAUUGGACUGGCUUAGUAACCCAAGCUUCUCUACGGAAGAUGCACUAUUACUGCAUCAGCGCACUACAGAAGUUGCAAAUCUCAUCCCUGAAAAAUCACCACUAAUAAGGACUACUUCAAGAUCAGAGUUGUCAGGGGAACGUGAUACAGAUGAGAGUCUGAAACAGUCAAGUAAGAAAAGGAAAAAGAAAAAGAAGAAGCAUCACCACUAUAAGAAGACAAAAAAGAAAAACAAAGGGGACUCCAGUAGCAGCGAAUCUGACCUGGACACUAAGCACAUCAAUGACAAAGCUGCAGGAAGUUCCAGAAAUCAUGAAAAGGAAGCAGCAGGAAAUCUAGAUAAGAAAACAUCCAAUCUUACCAGCAAUCGCUUUGUUUGGCUUGAUGAUAUCCAGACUUUGACAGCAGAAACCUUCAGAAUAGACAAGAAAUCAGACCCCACAAACUGGGCCUACAAAUCCCUGUAUCGAGGGGAUAUAGCAAGGUAUAAAAGGAAAGGGGAGUCCUGUCUUGGCAUAGAUGCAAAGAAACAGUGUAUAACUUGGGACAGUUCUUCAUCAAAAGGGAAGCAAUUACAGAGGCGACCUGAGCGCUACUUCGCAAAGACCAAUGUGAAGAUGCUGAAGACAGAUGGGAUUCCUGUUUGCAAUAAAAGUUCUCCAUCUGACUCAACUGCUUUUAUAUCAGUUUUCCAAAUGGAAACUGAUGAGCCUUCUGACACAACGGAGGUAAAUCCUCUUGGGAUUUAUGAUCCAUCAACUACAGUGUGGCUACAAGGAAAAGGGUGCAAGGAUGCAGACCAUGAGGUUGUAAAUACGCAGCAAACAACUCAAGAGCCUGGGAUAAACAUUAACUCCAUUCUAAUAACAAAAGUGGAAGAACAUAACAAGAAAGUCAGAGAAAACCCAAGAGAUAUUAAUGCUUGGAUGGAGUUUGUUUCUUUUCAGGAUGAAUUAAUGAGAGGACCUAACCUUUAUGCCAGCCAGGGAGAGCAGGAAGUAAGAAGAAAAUCACUGAAGUUAAUCUUAGAAAAGAAACUGGCUAUUUUAGAGAGGGCAAUUGAAAGCAAUCCAGGUAAUGUGGAACUGAAACUUGCCAGGCUGAAGAUUUGCACAGAAUUCUGGGAACCACCAGCAUUGAUCAAGGAAUGGCAGAAGCUAAUUUUCUUACAUCCCAAUAAUCCAGAGCUCUGGAAAAAGUAUCUCCUCUUCUGUCAAAGUCAGUUCACUACCUUUUCUGUUUCAAAAAUCAAUAGUCUCUAUGGAAAAUGUUUGACUACAUUGGCAGCUGUACGGGAUGGGAGCAUGGUAUCACAUCCUCUACUGCCUGGUACAGAAGAAGCUAUGCUAG
This is a messenger RNA of Balearica regulorum gibbericeps (East African grey crowned-crane), 1350 nucleotides long. Lineage: Eukaryota; Metazoa; Chordata; Aves; Gruiformes; Gruidae. The record is from RefSeq and is a predicted model, not a curated record.